Pantherophis guttatus is the source of this 1001-nucleotide messenger RNA. Its product is annotated as olfactory receptor 10AC1-like. Gene Ontology annotation, cellular component: membrane. Gene Ontology annotation, molecular function: olfactory receptor activity; G protein-coupled receptor activity. The record is from RefSeq and is a predicted model, not a curated record. NCBI's taxonomy places the organism in Eukaryota, Metazoa, Chordata, Lepidosauria, Squamata, Colubridae. Gene Ontology annotation, biological process: G protein-coupled receptor signaling pathway.
GUCUAAUGUCUGUGGUCAAUUGCAUGGAGAGCAAUAACCAGACAUCCUCAAGCAUGGAAUUCCUGCUGCUUGGGUUUUCUGAUCUGUUCCGCUUGCGGGUUUUCUUUUUCUUCAUCCUCCUUGGGUUGCACUUGGCUACCCUUGCAGGAAACCUGCUGAUUCUCUUGGCUGUAUCAGCUGAGCCAUCCCGUCCUCCAAUGCUCUUUUUCCUCUGCCAGCUCUCAGCCAUUGAGCUCUGUUAUACCCUCAUCAUUGCUCCCAAAGCGCUGGCUGACCUAUUGAGCAAGGGGGAAAGCACAAUUUCAUUUGUGGGCUGUGCUACCCAGAUGCAUUUCUUUGUAGCUCUGGGGGGAGCUGAAUGUUUCCUCCUUGCAGCCAUGUCUUAUGACCGCUAUGUAGCCAUCUGCCAGCCCCUUCGCUACACGGCAGUGAUGAACCAAGCGUUUUGUCUUCAGCUUUUGGUCAUCUGCUGCCUUGGGGGAUUUGUGGUCUCUCUGGGGCUGACUGUGGCUAUCUUCCACCUGCCCUUCUGCAGUUCCCAUCAUAUUGAUCACUUUUUUUGUGACGUCCCUGCUCUUCUCCACUUGGCCUGCACCAAGAGCUAUAUCAAUGAGCUUCCCCUUCUUGUAGCUUGCACCCUCAUCCUACUCCUCCCUUUCCUCCUCAUUCUUAUCUCUUACACCUGCAUCGGCCUUGCCGUGAUGAGGAUCCAUGAUUCCUCUGGCCGAGGUAAGGCUUUCUCCACUUGCAUCUCACACCUUGUGGUCACAGUCUUGCACUAUGGUUGUGCCACUUUCAUAUAUGUCCGACCCAAGUCUAGUUACUCACCCCAUCGAGAUAAGAUGAUAGCCCUCAUCUAUACCAACAUUACCCCCCUGCUGUAUCCUUUAAUUUAUAGUGUUAGGAACAAAGAAAUCAAAGGAGCUGUGAGGAAGUUAUUGCAAAAAAGAUUAGCUCAUCUAAACUGGAGCAUCUUUAAAAGCAGACAUGCUCAUUUCUGA